UGUUGUAAGCGUUACGAAAGCAUGACUUGGCAUCCGUAACUGCGCCAUCAACUAAAUAACCUCACACAUGGCUGGAUGUGAAUGGCUAGGUUAGGACUUCGUCUGGCACGGUCGUUCAUACUUCAGCCCGGUUUUGUCGCGAUCAGAUUACUGUCGGCUGUCGGCAUGGAAGACAUGGGUCUGGCAAUGAGCCGUUCGCCACUCGAGCGGCUCGACUUCGACAACGUCGUCCUCAAGAAACUGCCCCUGGACGCGGCGGAGGAGCCCGGCGUGCGGACGGUGAAGGGGGCAUGUUUCUCCAGGGUCAAGCCGCAACCGCUGAGCAAGCCCAGGUUCGUGGCGGUGUCGAACGAAGCCCUGGCGUUGCUCGGGCUCAGCGGGGAUGAGGUGCUGGACGACGUCCUGGGUCCGGAGUAUCUCAGCGGGUCGAAGGUGAUGCCGGGAUCCGAGCCGGCUGCGCAUUGCUACUGCGGGCACCAGUUCGGUCAGUUCGCCGGGCAGCUGGGCGACGGGGCAGCCUGCUACCUGGGGGAGGUGAGGGCUCCGGCCGACCAAAGUCCCGAGCUGCUGCGCGAAAACCCGAGUCGCAGAUGGGAGAUUCAAGUGAAGGGAGCUGGGCUGACUCCUUAUUCCAGACAAGCUGAUGGCCGUAAGGUCCUACGUUCCAGUAUCAGGGAGUUUCUGUGCAGCGAGGCAAUGUUUGGUCUGGGAGUGCCCACCACGAGAGCUGGCUCAGUAGUGACCUCUGACAGCAGGGUUAUAAGAGACGUGUACUACAGCGGGAACCCCCGCCAUGAGAGAUGCUCGGUGGUCCUUCGCAUUGCUCCCACUUUCCUGAGGUUUGGAUCCUUUGAGAUAUUUAAGCCGGCUGAUGAGAACACAGGAAGACAGGGUCCCAGCUAUGGACGUGAUGAGAUUAGAGGCCAGAUGAUGGAUUAUGUCAUUGAGAUGUUCUACCCUGAGAUCCAGCAGAAUCACCCCGACAGGGUGGAGAGAAACGUGGCUUUCUUCAGAGAAGUUGUGUUGCGUACUGCUCGACUUGUGGCCCAGUGGCAGUGUGUGGGAUUUUGCCACGGAGUGCUGAACACGGAUAACAUGAGCAUCCUGGGACUCACACUGGACUAUGGACCAUUCGGUUUUAUGGACAGGUUUGAUCCAGAUUUCAUUUGCAAUGCCUCAGACAACUCUGGCCGUUACUCCUACCAGGCCCAGCCAGCUAUAUGCAGGUGGAACCUGGUAAAGCUAGCAGAGGCGCUAGCCCCAGAGCUGCCGCCGGACCGGGCCGAGGCUGUUAUGGAUGAAUACCUGGACCUAUAUAACGGUUUCUACCUUGAUACAAUGAGGCGUAAGCUCGGUUUGCUGAAGAAGGAAGAGCCCGAGGACGAGAUGUUGAUCACUGAGCUGCUGCAGACCAUGCACGACACAGGUGCUGACUUCACCAACACCUUCCGCAGCCUGAGUCAAAUCCCCUGCCCCGCCGAGGGAGAUGGUAAGGGAGAGGAGGGCUUAGUCAAACAAGCCACAGACUUGCUGCUGGAGCAGUGCGCCUCCCUCGAGGAGCUCAAGGCUGCCAACAGGCCCACUAUGGAUCCGCGUGAGCUGGCGAUGCUGCUAUCCAUGGCUCAGAGCAAUCCAUCUCUGUUCCAGAUGAUCUCUGACAGGAGGACAAUUGCCAGGCAGCUGGAGAAACUCAGCAAACUGAAAGAGCUGAUGGAGAGCAGCAAAGAGGAGCUGAGGUCCAAACAAGCUGAGGACUGGACACGCUGGAUAACCAGCUACAGGAAGCGUCUGGCAAGAGAGCUGGAGGGGCAGAGUAACAACCAGGAAGUGCAGGAGGAGAGGGUGAGAGUGAUGGACAGCACCAACCCGUGUGUGGUGCUCAGGAACUACAUUGCCCAGAAUGCUAUUGAGGCUGCUGAGAACGGAGACUUCUCUGAGGUCCAGCGGGUCCUGAAGCUUCUAGAAAAGCCUUUCUCUCACCAGGCUGGUCUGGAGCACUCUGCAUGGGUGGGCAGAGGUGGUACAACAGAGCAAAUGGAGCGAGAUGAGGGAGGCGAGGAGCAGCAAGACAUGGCGUCGACAUCAGCCGCCAGAACUCCCAUUCUUUACGCUAGCAAGCCCCCUGCUUGGGCCAAUAAAAUCUGUGUCACCUGAUCCUCAUAACGCCUUCCUGGACAUUAAGCUAGCCUACCUAAAUCAAUAGAGAAAGUUUGUCAAUCCCUCCCUCACAUCUCUGUCUUUCACUGUUAUCAUGUCACCCCCCCACCCGCCACCCCAUUCAUGAUACAACUCUCUCUAUUGGUUUUGCAGGCAGUGUCAUGGAAGGCAAAAUGAGAUGUGGCACUCCUAGUCUCCUAGUCUACACAGUGGUUCAGCAGAGGGGGAAUUGGUCGAGGACCUGUAGCAAAAUGAGAAGGAGGGAAUCAAAGAUGUGACAUUGUCAUGUCCGAUGUGGAUCUUUUUACCAUUUGUCAAAGUCUUCAACCAGGCCUCAGACUAUUCCCGCUUCUGCUUUGUGUUUAGCUGGGCAUUGAUGAUGACUCCAAACAUCCAGUCCUACAGUGACCUGUUUGAGUCGGAUUAAAUAUGGAGUAUCACCUCAACAAAUACCAAAUGACUGUGUGUGUGAGUGUGUGCGCAUGUUGUGUAUGAGAACGGAAAAGAAUUAUUUUACUUGAAUGACUAAGCCGCAAAGGGUAAAUACGCACAGUAUACUCAAGUUAUUCCAGUUUACCAUAUCCAUAGCAGCACUGUUUUUUUUUCUUUUUAAAAACAAAAUCAACAUUUAAUCCAUAGAUUUACUGUCUGUUAGGCUGUAACGGCUGCUUAUAUGGUCGGUACACCACUGCUAUCACAUCCUGGUUACCACACCCCUCAAAACCUUUGUCAAUUGUGGUUUCCCCUUAUAUAACAAGGCUACCACCAUGACACGAGAUUGCAGCUUUUAUAGUUAUAUUUUUGUUUAACAAAUGUGAACUAUAUUAUUUAGAGAUACCUUAACCUUUACACAUAAAUAAAGUGGUGAGUA
Molecule: messenger RNA, 3028 nt
Organism: Lampris incognitus (smalleye Pacific opah)
Lineage: Eukaryota; Metazoa; Chordata; Actinopteri; Lampriformes; Lampridae
Gene: selenoo1
Product: selenoprotein O1
Exons: 9
Source: RefSeq, a predicted model, not a curated record